UGGACAGCCAAACGCGCUCGGAGCAAAGUGCCAACUGCACUGACUGGCAUCACAUUGAGUGAUGGGGGGAGAAGGGGGCUCAUCCUACCCACCCAGAGAGAGUGAGGCCAAUUGUGCUCUCUUGGACUUCCGGAUACGGACGGCUGCAGCAUCACCAGGGAUCGAACUUGUGAUCUCCUGAUGACACUCCUCGCGCCACUCAGGAUCAGUGGAAUUGAGCGACGGCAGUUUUACAAGCACUUGUGGGGUGAGGAGGAACAAAAGACCACCUGAGGACCACUAUGUCUGCUGUGGAGUGAAGACCCCCAGACAUCCGCAGUCUUAUCCUCUUUUUGCUGUCACCCAGAAGAACAGCGUCCAGCAACACCUGGACACCCGAGUCCCAUCUGGAUCCAAUUAGCUGGUGUCCAGCCAGGCGUUGCGGGCCGAGUCCCUGGCCGCUGUGAUCGCUGUUUUUAUCCGUCCUGGCAGCUUGUUGUGUCAUGUCGGCUUUCCUCGUGCCACGGCCGCCACUGACCGGAUCGGAUGUGACAGGGCUGAAAUAAGCAGAGCUGUCGUUUUCCCUCCUCAAGGACGAGCACGAAGUCCAGACUGCUCCACUUGUGUCAGUGUGCGUGCAGGCUCGUUUCGGCCCCUCUCAGUCCGUGGAGGUCACGGAUUCCAAUCUGGCUGACCUCCCUUUGCACCCGACCGUCCAGACCGUCUGCAAGUUCUGCCGCCGCAGCCCGUGGAGGAUGAGUGAUGUCUCCACGCUGGACUACGAGCUGCUCUCUCCGGGGCCCCUGCUGGCCGGUGCCCCCAGCGGCCCCCCGCUGGCGGGGGACGCAGAGCAGCGGACGGCCUUCGCCUUCGUGGGCCUGCUGAUGCUCUUCCUGCUGUUCCUGCUAGUGCGCUGCUUCCGGAUCCUUCUGGAUCCCUACAGCCGCAUGCCCGCCUCCUCCUGGACCGACCACAAAGAGGGCCUGGAGAGGGGCCAGUUUGACUAUGCGCUGGUGUAAAGAAUCGCUAAGCGAUGGUGGGCGGGCCCCCGUGCCUCCACACCCUGCACCCUGCCUCUGCCUUAGCUCUCUCUGUGGCCAGCCCUGGUUGGAGUUGCCCUCCGCCUCGCGUCCUUUUUUUGGUCAGAGUUAUACUGUAGUUACUCCUCAGGGCUACAGGGUUUUCCUUGCAGCGGGGCUGCCCAAACCAUUAACCACAAAAAGUCGAUUCUUUUGCCCAACCAUAGGGCAUCUGUGGAGAAAUGGGGGCAACACUUCAUUUUGAUGGUCCUCUAUAGUUGCUUAGUAGAUGCUCUCCUUGUCUUUGACUCCCAAACUCUGCUCUGAAACUCAAGUACAGCCCUCCUUUCAGUGUUUAAUGCAAAGCCUCAAUCCCAAAAACAUGCUUGUGUCCUGCCCAGAGCACCUGAACGCCGAUGCUAAUGUAGCUGAUAUGGAUUCACACAGUAAAAUGACACCAUUGCAGCGUUUGUUAGCUAACACCAGUGCUAACUAGCUAGCUAGAUGGCUAGUCUUAUCGUUCAGCCCCCCAAAGCCCAGAGCUCACUUUCUUAGCUUCAGAUAUUAGCUAGCUUCUGUAGGCUACGACCAAAGCUAGCUAAUAUCUGAAGCUAAUUGCGUUAGCUACGAGCUACAUCACCUGCACAGCUUAGACAAGUUUGCUCGCCUAGCUAGCAGCUAGCUUCAUGCCGUUAAUCCCCCUCAGAGCCCAGAGCUCACGUCGUUAGCUUAGCUAGCACACUCAAUAAAAGAUGGUUCUUCAAGGGCUCUUUAGUAAAGGCAGUGUUUCUUUAGAACCUUGAGUUCUAUGUUGAACACAUGGUGAAACUGUUCUUCAGAUUGUUGGAGGAUAUGUUCUUUGUGGUUCUUUAUAGCAGCAAAAGGGUUCCGCUCUUGUUACGAUGUCAAGCUUGUAACAACGGAAGAACCAUUUUUGGUGCUCUACUGAAUCAUUUCCAAAAAGGUUCUGUGUAGAACCUUAUCCAGAUUAUCCAUCAAUCUGAAGAAUGCAAAGGACCAUUUACACUGCAAAAAGUGGUGUCUUGUCAAAUAUAAUUAUCUUAUAUCCGAAUUUGGUCAAUAAAUCUAAUAUUUCUCCGUUUGAGAUUAUUGCAAGUUUAAAUUUAGAUGAUGCAACUUAUUAGACACUGUUUACUUGUUUUGUGUCUUUUUAUUCAAUAAAAUCAUCUUAUUAUACACUCUCAGAAAUAAAGGUGCUAAACUGUCUCUGGGUCAGUGCCCCUCUUGUCUCUGGGGUGGUCCUCUCAAGGCCUUUA
Molecule: messenger RNA, 2275 nt
Organism: Pygocentrus nattereri (red-bellied piranha)
Lineage: Eukaryota; Metazoa; Chordata; Actinopteri; Characiformes; Serrasalmidae
Product: cortexin-1-like
Exons: 4
Coding region: 735-998 (87 amino acids)
Source: RefSeq, a predicted model, not a curated record